CGUUGCCUCCACCUGGCUCCUCCCCGCGUUCGCCAAGCUCCCCUCCCCCUUCCCCAAGGACAGUCUGCGAGGAAGCCGUGGCAGAGGAGCGCUAAGACUAAAAGAGUGGAUCAUGACCCAUGAAGAGCACCAUGCAGCCAAAACCCUGGGGAUCGGCAAAGCCAUCGCCGUGUUAACCUCCGGUGGAGAUGCCCAAGGUAUGAAUGCUGCUGUCAGGGCUGUGGUUCGAGUUGGUAUCUUUACUGGUGCCCGUGUCUUCUUUGUCCAUGAGGGUUACCAAGGCCUGGUGGAUGGCGGAGAUCAAAUCAGGGAGGCCACCUGGGAGAGCGUUUCGAUGAUGCUGCAGCUGGGAGGCACAGUCAUUGGAAGUGCCCGGUGCAAGGACUUCCGGGACCGAGAGGGGCGACUGCGCGCUGCCCACAACCUGGUGAAGCAUGGGAUUACCAAUCUGUGUGUCAUUGGGGGUGAUGGCAGCCUCACUGGGGCUGACACCUUCCGUUCCGAGUGGAGUGACUUACUGAAUGACCUCCAGAAAGCGGGUAAGAUCACAGCGGAGGAGGCUACCAAGUCCAGCUACCUGAACAUCGUGGGCUUGGUGGGCUCCAUUGACAAUGACUUCUGUGGCACCGAUAUGACCAUCGGCACCGAUUCUGCCCUGCACCGGAUCAUAGAGAUCGUGGACGCCAUCACCACUACUGCUCAGAGCCACCAGAGGACGUUUGUGUUAGAAGUGAUGGGCCGGCACUGUGGAUACCUGGCCCUUGUCACUUCCCUCUCCUGUGGGGCUGACUGGGUUUUUAUUCCUGAAUGUCCACCAGAUGAUGACUGGGAGGAACAUCUUUGUCGCCGGCUCAGCGAGACAAGGACCCGUGGUUCUCGUCUCAACAUCAUCAUUGUGGCUGAGGGUGCGAUCGACAGGAAUGGGAAACCAAUCACCUCCGAGGACAUCAAGAACCUGGUGGUAAAGCGUCUGGGAUAUGACACUCGGGUCACUGUCUUGGGGCAUGUGCAGCGGGGUGGGACACCGUCAGCCUUUGACCGAAUCCUGGGCAGCAGGAUGGGUGUGGAAGCUGUGAUGGCGCUUUUGGAGGGGACCCCGGACACCCCAGCCUGUGUGGUGAGCCUCUCUGGGAACCAGGCUGUGCGCCUGCCCCUCAUGGAGUGUGUCCAGGUGACCAAGGAUGUGACCAUGGCCAUGAACGACAGGAAAUUCGACGAAGCCAUGAAGCUGCGAGGCCGGAGCUUCAUGAACAACUGGGAGGUAUACAAGCUUCUGGCUCAUGUCAGAACCCCAGUCUCGAAGGCACCGGGUAGCACGCACACCGUGGCCGUGAUGAACGUGGGGGCCCCGGCUGCAGGCAUGAAUGCUGCUGUGCGCUCCACCGUGAGAAUUGGCCUCAUCCAAGGCAACCGGGUGCUGGUUGUGCACGACGGCUUCGAGGGCCUGGCCAAGGGUCAGAUCGAGGAAGCUGGCUGGAGCUAUGUGGGGGGCUGGACUGGCCAAGGCGGUUCCAAACUUGGGACGAAAAGGACUCUCCCCAAGAAGAGCUUUGAGCAGAUCAGUGCCAACAUCACUAAGUUUAACAUUCAGGGCCUUGUCAUCAUCGGGGGCUUUGAGGCUUACACUGGGGGCCUGGAACUGAUGGAGGGCAGGAAGCAGUUUGAUGAGCUGUGCAUCCCAUUUGUGGUCAUCCCCGCUACCGUCUCCAACAACGUCCCCGGCUCGGACUUCAGUGUGGGGGCUGACACAGCCCUCAACACCAUCUGCACGACCUGUGACCGCAUCAAGCAGUCAGCCGCGGGCACCAAGCGGCGGGUGUUCAUCAUUGAGACCAUGGGCGGCUACUGCGGCUACCUGGCCACCAUGGCGGGCCUGGCAGCCGGGGCUGACGCCGCCUACAUUUUUGAGGAGCCCUUCACCAUUCGGGACCUGCAGGCAAAUGUGGAACAUCUGGUACAAAAGAUGAAAACGACUGUGAAGAGGGGCUUGGUGUUAAGGAAUGAGAAGUGCAAUGAGAACUACACCACUGACUUCAUUUUCAACCUGUACUCUGAGGAGGGGAAGGGCAUCUUUGACAGCAGGAAGAAUGUGCUUGGCCACAUGCAGCAGGGGGGGAGCCCAACUCCAUUUGACAGGAAUUUUGCCACUAAGAUGGGCGCCAAGGCUAUGAACUGGAUGUUCGGGAAAAUCAAAGAGAGUUACCGUAAUGGGAGGAUCUUUGCCAAUACGCCAGACUCGGGCUGUGUUCUGGGGAUGCGUAAGAGGGCUCUGGUCUUUCAACCAGUGACUGAGCUGAAGGACCAGACGGAUUUUGAGCACCGCAUCCCCAAGGAACAGUGGUGGCUGAAGCUGAGGCCCAUCCUCAAAAUCUUAGCCAAGUACGAGAUUGACUUGGACACCUCAGAGCACGCCCACCUGGAGCACAUCAGUCGGAAGCGAUCUGGAGAAACUUCUAUCUAACCCUCUUUGGAGUGAGGGUCAUGGAUUGUCUGAUCAUGGUCAGCUCACCCCCUGAUAGAUCCAAGUCCAUGUAUUCCCAAGUGUUUUAGUGCAUUUUUCUUUAGGUUUCCUUUUAUUCUGCAGCUGUAGCCAUGACCAGCUCUGCCAGGGAGCUGGGGCAAUAGGCAGUGAGUAGAAGCCACCUUUAGGUAGAAUUUAUCAUGACUUCUACCCCAGCUUCAUCUGUCACACAAGAAGACUGGGCUCCUCUAGGCUACUGCUAGAUUUCAGCUACUCGGUUAGAAUUUUCCUAAAAAUAAGCUGUAUUUAUUUCUUUGUGAUAACAAAGUCUUGGUUCCUCUACUACUUUUACUGCAGUGACAAACAAUAGCUACACUAAUAAAUGCCAACUGGUCACUGCU
Leptonychotes weddellii (Weddell seal) is the source of this 2862-nucleotide messenger RNA. RefSeq names its product phosphofructokinase, muscle (gene PFKM). NCBI's taxonomy places the organism in Eukaryota, Metazoa, Chordata, Mammalia, Carnivora, Phocidae. Gene Ontology annotation, molecular function: fructose-6-phosphate binding; monosaccharide binding; AMP binding. Gene Ontology annotation, cellular component: cytoplasm; membrane; 6-phosphofructokinase complex. Gene Ontology annotation, biological process: fructose 1,6-bisphosphate metabolic process; canonical glycolysis; fructose 6-phosphate metabolic process. The record is from RefSeq and is a predicted model, not a curated record.